CAGUGCAGAGUGCAUUGGCACGUCAGCCACACAGAAGCUGAUUGAAUACAAUUAAAAAUCGAAAGAGGAUUUCGGAUUCCAACGAAUAAUAUUUUCAACAGUUUCUACCAUUACCGGAAUUUUUCGUUACGUGUUGAUAUACUGUUGAUAGGUUAACGCGAACUAAGGAUAGUUUAUACGAUGAAGUAGGUUGAGAUUCAUGACGUAGAAACAGAAUGUGGAGGGACAAACAAAUUCAAAAUUGAAAAAACAACAUUAAACUGGGGUCACGUAAAAUUCUACACAUAAAAUCGAGUUUUGUAAAAGAAAAAACAAGGAUUCGUAGAUUAGGUAUAAUCUAUCAUUCACUACAAUAUUCCAUUGUUAUCUGGCGAUAAAAAAAUGGUGCAUUAGCCUUUCGACAUUGACCUUUCGCCGUUCGUAUGAUCCUGCUGGCCUACCCACCAACGACUUAGCAGCACCACUUUUCUCAUUAGUGCAGUUUCACUCAGAGCAGCAACUACUGCACAGAUUUCUCGCACUUGUGGAACCAUCGCCAGUAAUUACUUUCGCUGAACAUCGACAUGUGGGUCAACAUCAUUUUCGUUCUGACGGUGGCGCAUUUCGCAGUAGCGACGUCCAAGUUGGACUUGUCAUGGAGCGGUUUGACCAAGGAGAAGUUCUUCAGGAAUAGCAACGGGUCGGUAUCGAGCCAGGUUGAAAAGGCGACGGAGCUGAACCUGCGGGGUAAUUUCUUCGACAGUUUUUCCGACUGUUCGGCGUACCUGGAUAAGCUUGAGAUCUUGGACCUCUCGCAGAACAACCUGCAGCGUUUCUUUUUCAAAUGUAGUACAAAGAACAAUCUGGCCAAACUAAACGUCAGCCACAACCAGUUGCCGUUUCUGAACGACACCGCGCUGACGACACAGAUAUCGAACCUGCAAGUCCUCGACCUUUCCUACAACGUUCUGCAGCACAUAACGCAUUGGACAUUCGAGCACAUGAAGGCGUUGCACGUGCUCAAACUCAACGAAAACCCACUGAACAACAACAUAGACGAAGAUGCGUUCAAAAAUCUUGUUUCGCUGAUUGAUCUCGACUUGAACAACAUCUCGUGUUCGAAUUUUCCCGCGGGUUUGUUUACUCCGUUGGUAAGUCUAAGGCAUCUUACCCUGAGCUCGAACCCUAUCGAGCAUUUACCGGAGUUACCGGCCGGUAUACAAGUCCUGGACAUAUCGCGAACGAACAUAAUUAGCCUGGGUCAAAUCGCCGCGUCGCAUCUGCGGAUCCUGAGGAUGAACGAAAUGCCCAAAUUCGAGUGCCUGAACCUAACGGACCUCGUGAACCUAAGGAACCUCACUGUCUUAUCGGCCGAUAACUGCCCCAAGCUGACCAGCCUCGCAGUUCAGCCACCCACCGAGGACCUGCUGCCGGAACUGCACCGGCUCUCCGUAAGAAACUGUUCGAUCGACAGAGUAGAGCGUGAGCUACGGCCGGUGAUGCUGCGCGUAUCGAACCUCGACCUGCAGCUAAACCCGUGGCAAUGUAACUGCAAGACGCAAUGGAUAGUCUCGAUUAAUUCGAUGAGGAAGUACUCGGAUGAAUUGAGGUGCAACUCGCCGAUCAAGAUGCGGGGUAGACGCCUCUUCGAGGCGCUCGACAUCGAUCAGUACGACUGCAACGACUACAAGCGUUUGCUCACCCUUUGGAUACCAUUUGGACUUUUGUCUCUCGCCAGCAUGAGCGCGGCAAUGUAUUUCAGCACGAGGGCGGCUUUCGGUCCGAGGGGAUUCAGACGCGGAGUCACAGUCUCUUACUCGAAUAUGUUGACGCGGUCGAACGACGACGACAAGAUCCUCGAGCACAGCGACAUUACCGACUACCCUUAGCGGCACCGUGUGUCACCGGCUGCCGAACGACAGGCGGGAACCGACAGGGAGGGCUGAGACGAGAAUCGCAGGAUGUCCUAAGCGAUUUUAAUAUCACUCGUGAUGGAGUUAGGAGUCAUUCUUUCCAAUCUGUUGAUACGUUUUAUCUUUGAGGUGAAUUGAACAACGCGAUGAUAGGUAGUCAAAGAAUUAUUUCAAGUGUAAUAUAUUACCGUGUAUCAUCUGUAUAUAAGGGAAAAAAAUAUUUACCACUGUAGAAAAUGAUCAAAAACGUUGGUUACACAUGUAUCUUCUCCAUAUCUUUCUAACUAAGUGUUGUUCAGUUGUGA
This is a messenger RNA of Diprion similis, 2197 nucleotides long. RefSeq names its product leucine-rich repeat neuronal protein 1-like. The record is from RefSeq and is a predicted model, not a curated record. The transcript is spliced from 4 exons. Gene Ontology annotation, cellular component: extracellular matrix. Lineage: Eukaryota; Metazoa; Arthropoda; Insecta; Hymenoptera; Diprionidae. Gene Ontology annotation, molecular function: protein binding. Bases 564 to 1868 code for a protein of 434 amino acids.